Babesia microti strain RI is the source of this 588-nucleotide messenger RNA. RefSeq lists its product as hypothetical. The record is from RefSeq and is a predicted model, not a curated record. The coding region runs from base 1 to 588 and encodes 195 amino acids. The transcript has a single exon. NCBI's taxonomy places the organism in Eukaryota, Apicomplexa, Aconoidasida, Piroplasmida, Babesiidae.
AUGUUUGACUGUUGUACUGUGAAAAAUAACGAUGAUGAAUCCGUCCCUGAGUUCGAAGACAUUUUGGUCAAAAAGGGUGGAUUUGGGACUGGAACAUCCGAUGAAGUAGAAGUGGAACAUCAUCAAAUCUUGGAACCAAUUACCCAGACUAAAAUUGUCGAAGUCACUAAAGAAAUUAUUGAGGAGAAGAUCGUAGAAGUGCCGCAAGUACAAGUUGUGGAGAAGAUCGUAGAAGUGGACGUCCCCGUCAUCAAGUACAAACCUGUUUAUAAGAAAACGCCAGUCGUUGUAGAGAAGGUUAAACAUGUACCAAAGAUAGUAUAUGAGGAUAAGAUCAUAGAGGUUCCUCAAGUGCAAUAUGUUGAAAAGGAAGUUGAGGUUCCACAAAUUGUUUACAAGGAGAGGAUUGUAGAGGAGCCCAAGGUUAUGGUUGUAGAACAUGUUAUACCUGUCCUUAAGGUUAAGAAGGCAGUUAUGACUGCCAGAGAUAAGCAAGUUCCUGAAGAUAUCAUGCAAGAACUUGAUUCUAUGAACUAUGCUGAUGCAAAUGAGGAGGAAAUAUCCAACGCUGCAUGUUGUGCCAAUUAA